UAAUGGCUGCUUCUUCAUUAAAAAGCCAUGAACCGCACCGACCCACUUUCACCUAAACACCAACACUCCGAGGCUAGUUUAUGAAAUCUCGUUUAUUGCAGUUUCUACAUGUCAGGUUGGAUGUAGUUGCACAGAAUGACCCAACCUCGACCCAGCGAGUUUAUACCACCGCCGGAGUGUCCUGUCUUCGAGCCCAGCUGGAAAGAGUUCCAAGAGCCGUUUGCGUUUAUCAACAAAAUCCGUCCUAUUGCAGAAAAGACGGGGAUUUGUAAGAUCCGGCCGCCGCAGGGAUGGCAGCCACCAUUUGCUUGUGAUGUGGAUAGGCUGCAUUUUACCCCACGCAUACAGAGGCUCAAUGAAUUGGAGGCACAAACCAGAGUCAAGCUCAACUUCCUGGACCAGAUAGCGAAGUUCUGGGAGCUGCAGGGCUGCACACUGAAAAUCCCUCACAUUGAGCGCAAGACUCUUGACUUGUACCAGCUCUACAAACUGGUGACAGAAGAGGGCAACUUUGAUGUGGUCUGCAGAGAACGGAAAUGGACCAAGAUUGCACUCAAGAUGGGUUUCGCUCCCGGCAAAGCUGUCGGAUCUCACCUGCGAGCCCACUACGAGAGGAUUAUCUACCCUUACUACCUGUUCCAUAAAGGAGUCAGCCGUCUGAACGCCAAUAAGCCUACUCUUACCAAUGACACCAAAGAUAAGGAGUAUAAAUCACACGACUUGCCCCAGCGGCAAUCAUUGCCGCCAGCCGAGACCUCCACUAUUGCUCGGAGAGCCAAGCGCACAGAGGGCCGCUGUUUUAAAAGUGAGCAGGGAGAGCCAUCUGAGAAUCGACCCAACCUCAGGAGGAGAAUGGGCUCCUAUGUUUCAAAAUCAGAAGCAGUGAACAGCUUUCCAGUCCAGGUAAAACAGGAGCCGGGAGAGCAGAUUUACUCAAUGCUUGAUGGGAGAUUAAGGGUGGAUCAGUACAUGUGCUUGGUAUGUGGAGGAGGGGGUGAUGAGGAGAAGCUGUUGCUAUGUGAUGGCUGUGAUGACAGCUAUCACACCUUCUGCUUAAUCCCACCACUUCAUGAUGUGCCCAAGGGGGACUGGAGAUGUCCCAGGUGCCUGGCACAGGAGUGUGGCAAGCCUCAGGUUGCAUUUGGCUUUGAGCAGGCCUCCAAAGACUACACACUCCGUUCCUUUGGAGACAUGGCAGACUCCUUUAAGUCUGAUUACUUCCACAUGCCUGUACAUAUGGUCCCGACAGAGCUGGUUGAAAAGGAGUUCUGGCGUCUGGUCAGCGCCAUUGAGGAGGAUGUCACAGUAGAGUAUGGGGCAGACAUUGCUUCUAAGGAAUUUGGCAGUGGUUUCCCUGUGAAGAAUGGUUCAUUUACUGUGUCUUCUAAUGAUGAGCAUUAUCUCAGCAGUGGCUGGAACCUGAACAACAUGCCUGUGCUGGACGCAUCUGUACUGACUCAUAUUACUGCCGACAUAUGUGGGAUGAAGCUGCCCUGGCUCUAUGUGGGCAUGUGCUUCUCUGCCUUUUGUUGGCAUAUUGAGGACCACUGGAGCUACUCGGUCAACUAUUUGCACUGGGGAGAGCCAAAGACCUGGUAUGGUGCUCCUGGCUACGCAGCAGAACAGUUGGAGGCAGUGAUGAAGAAACUAGCUCCCGAGCUCUUCGACUCUCAGCCUGAUCUGCUCCAUCAACUGGUCACCAUCAUGAACCCCAAUGUGCUAAUGGAGCAUGGAGUGCCUAUUUACCGAACUAACCAGUGUGCUGGGGAGUUUGUCGUCACCUUUCCCAGAGCAUACCAUAGCGGGUUUAAUCAGGGCUUCAACUUCGCAGAGGCUGUCAACUUCUGCACAGCUGACUGGCUCCCUCUGGGUCGGCGGUGUGUAGAUCAUUACCGCUCACUAAACAGAUACUGCGUUUUCUCCCAUGAUGAGAUGGUGUGUAGUAUUGCUGCCAAGGCUGACCGCAUGGAACUGGAGCUGGUCUCCUCCAUACAAAACGAUAUGAGUUAUAUGAUUCAGGAGGAAAAGGAGCUGCGUGAAAAGGCAUACAAGCUGGGUGUAUGGCACUCCCAGCAGGUGGACUACGAAGAUCUGGCAGAUGAAGAGAGGCAGUGUUCCCAAUGCAGAACCACCUGUUACCUGUCUGCUAUCACAUGUCCCUGCAGCCCUGGCCAGCUGGUCUGUCUACAUCACCUCAAAGACUUGUGCUCGUGCACUCCUAGUCGCUAUACUUUGAACUAUAAGUACACCUUGGCUGUAUUGUACCAAAUAUUUAAGGCUUUAACAGCCCGUGCUGAGUCCUACGACGACUGGACCUCUAAGGUUAAGAAGAUUUUGAAGGCUGACCAGGACGAUAAGUGUGACUUGGAGGAACUUCGUUUACUGGUUGCGGAUGCAGAAAAGAAGCUGUACCCUAACAUGGACUUGCUGUGCCAUUUGCGCCAGAUUGUCCAGGAUGCAGAGAGGUGUGCUUCAAUGGCUCAACAGCUUCUUAAUGGGAAAAGACAGACCAGAUAUCGCAGUGGUGGAGGAAAAAGUCACAACCAGCUUACUGCUGAGGAGUUGAGCUCUUUUGUCCAGCAGCUUUAUGAUUUACCCUGCACCAUCAGACAGACCCCUUUUCUCAAGGCUUUGCUAAACCGUGUCCGGCAAUUCCAGCAACAGAGUUCAGACCUCCUGGCCAUGGACAUGCCCAGCUCAUCAGCCUUGCAAGUUGUGCUGGACGAGGGCUCAGGCCUGGAGGUGGAGUUGCCCGAGCGAGCUGUGCUCCGGCAACGGCUGGAGCAAGCACGCUGGGUGGAGACAACGCAACAGGCAUGCAAGGACCCGAGCAGCCUCAGUCUGGAACACAUGAGGAAGCUGAUCGAUCAGGGCGUCGGCUUGGAGCCACAUGCCUGCGUGGAGAAGACAAUGGCCCGGUUACAGGAGCUGCUUACUGUGUGUGAGCACUGUGAGGAGAAGGCUCACAAAAUGCUGAAAGCCAGGCCGUACCAUAAUCUGGAGACACUGGACGCAGUCUUGUAUGAAGUAAAUAGUAUUCAGGCUUACCUGCCCAAAUGUCUUCAGCUCCAGGACUCGGUCAGUAGGGCCAAAGAGUGGAUACAAGAGGCAGAUGCCCUUCAGCUUGGAGGCCGCAUCCCUGUUCUCUCCGAUGUAAACGAUCUAGUCUUGGAAGCUAAAAGCAUCCCAGUCCUGCUGGAGCCCUUGGCACGUCUAGAGAAUCUGGUGUCCGAGGUGGAAGCCUGGAAGGAAAGUGCAGCCAAACUGUUUUUGUUGGAGAACACCUCAUUCACGCUCCUGGAGGUUCUGUGUCCAAGGUUUGACACAGGGUGUCAGAGGUCAAAGUCUAAAAAAGUCAAAGACGUCUUGCCAGGCAUUAAAAAGGUGGCGAUAAAACUAGAUAGUGUCAGUGAUGUGGAGAAAGCUCUCUCUGAGAGCAAGGAUCCAGCCCUAGCGAUGUCUACUCUAUGUGAGGUUCAUCUAAAGGAGCUGGAGAACCUAAACACCCUCAGGACUGCAAACAAGGCAAAGUUCAAGCCCACAAACAACUCUUCUCCUACAGUGUGUCUUUGUCACACAGUGCCUGCCGGCCCCAUGCUUCAGUGUGAACUCUGCCUUAAUACUUACCACAGUGGCUGCGUGCCAGGGUUCCAGAAGACACAGACUGGACAGCCUUGGCUGUGCCCACUCUGCAGCAGAUCAGAAAAGCCUCCUCUGUCGAAAGUGUUGCCACUGCUUGCCUCUCUUCAGCGCAUCCGUGUCCGGCUACCGGAGGGCGAUGCUCUGCGUUUUGUGAUUGAAAGGACAGUGCGAUGGCAGCACAGGGUGCAACAGGUUUCACCUUCGACUCAGCAGUCGUGUAAAAACGUGAGACCUUUCUCAGAAAUUGCAUCAUUUCUGUUAAAGGAAGGAAGCAAUGGAUCCUACUACAUGCAGCAUCCAUGCAUUCCUCCUAGUGCUUUAAGUCCUGAAAUAGAGGAGCUUUUGGUGGAAGGCUUACUGCUACAGGUAACUUUGCCAGAACUGCAUCAUCUCUACCAGGGUCUGCUCAGCAGCUUGUGCCCCUGUCAGCACUCCCUGCAAAGCAGCGAGCAUGACCACCAGUAUUAUAUUGCUCAGAACAGAAACCCAACACACAAAAGUCCACCCCACAGCAAAGACAAGGAUGUAGUCCUAGAGUUGCAGAAGCAUAGUGGGAAACUAGAAAAGAGCUCCAAGAGGUGCUUGGAAAAGGAACACUCUAACGCUAGAGAUAAAUACAAGAUUAAGGGCCCCCCCAAAAAGAAGUCUAGGACAAUCAAGGAUAAGAUAAAGAAGGAGAACGCCAUCUCCUCAUCCGGUUCAGUUUCAGACCCAGGUUCUUCUGAGGAUUCGGAGGAGGACUGGUCUGUGUGCUCGGCAAAGCGAUGUCAACAGCCAGAGGGAAAUGAGGUAAAUUGGGUCCAGUGUGACGGCAGCUGUAACCAGUGGUUCCACCAAAUUUGCGUGGGCGUAUCUGCUGAGCAGGCUGAGAACGAAGACUACGUCUGCAUCGACUGUGUAGUAAAUGACCAGACACAAUGAGGACCAAAACGUAAACUGUUUAAAUAGACAAAAUACUUUUGACAUUUGCACGUGUUCUAGCACCAAGCACUAAAUUGCUUUUCUUGGCCUUUGGAAGACCCAGUUUGUCCUUGUCGCUGGUGCUAGCUUCCUGAUCAGACUGUUAUCCAGAUGUUUUGUCACAGAUGUACCUCAGGUGUUUCUAUCCAUUGUCAUCAGCUCUCCCGAAAGAAGAUACAUACACACAUACAUUAAGUAGAGGCCAAAACACGCAAGACCACAUUUUCUUUAAUGUUAGUAUUUAUUAUUAAAUAAUAUCAGUCUUACAAUUUGAGUAAAUAGUUUUACAUGCAAGUUACAUACAGUAAUACUGCUGAUUAUAUGAUUUGUAAUGCAAAUACAUUGCAUUUAAUUGAGAGAAAUGCAACAUAGAAACUUUUUCCCUGCUGGUCUUGGACUUUUGGCCUCUGCCGUUUAUAUAUGCAUGUUUGUGUGUAUGUAUAUCCUUUAUCAGAAUCAGUGACUCCAGGGCUACUUUGACAUACCAACUUGCAUUAAUUGGAUUGAACAAAAUGCUAUGACUUUCAUUUAAAACAUGCUUUGGUACAUGUCUAGUAUAUUAUUUAUUUAUCCUAACAGUAACUAAGAUGGUUAACUGAUUGUGAGUAGCUUGAGAUCUUACUUUGAUUUAUAGUUUUUUGCUAGUAGCAGUGGUUGUACAGAAUCCUGAGGUAGGUCACCUCGGUAUAGCAGUAAGAAGUGUAACAUGUACUGUGGAGUGCUGUUGUAAUUCUUUAUAAAUAAACAAUACUAAAUGA
This is a messenger RNA of Trichomycterus rosablanca, 5360 nucleotides long. RefSeq names its product lysine demethylase 5Ba (gene kdm5ba). Lineage: Eukaryota; Metazoa; Chordata; Actinopteri; Siluriformes; Trichomycteridae. The record is from RefSeq and is a predicted model, not a curated record. Gene Ontology annotation, biological process: chromatin remodeling; regulation of DNA-templated transcription. Gene Ontology annotation, cellular component: chromatin; nucleus. Gene Ontology annotation, molecular function: DNA binding; histone H3K4me/H3K4me2/H3K4me3 demethylase activity. The coding region runs from base 136 to 4563 and encodes 1475 amino acids. The transcript is spliced from 28 exons.